AUGCCAAUCCCGCCAGGAAUCUACGAUGAGGUCUGCCGGUUAAUCAAAACCAAGAUCGCGGCCGGCGUUUACGAGCCCUCAAACUCCUCGUACCGAUCUCGUUGGUUCACGGUGGUGAAGAAGACCAACAGCACCGCGACCGGGACCAAACUCCAUAUCGUCCACAGCCUCGAACCGCUCAACGCGGUCACCAUACAGCACUCAGGUGUGCCUCUGUAUACCGAUCAAAUCGCUGAGCAGUUUGCAGGUCGCGCUUGCGGAGGGAUUCUCGAUCUCUACGUCGGGUACGACGAACGAGGUCUCGACGAGAAAUCACGCGAUUACACGACAUUCCAG
Molecule: messenger RNA, 336 nt
Organism: Heterobasidion irregulare TC 32-1
Lineage: Eukaryota; Fungi; Basidiomycota; Agaricomycetes; Russulales; Bondarzewiaceae
Exons: 1
Source: RefSeq, a predicted model, not a curated record